Messenger RNA from Pelobates fuscus (common spadefoot toad), 1823 nucleotides. It is a transcript of the gene KLF1, whose product is annotated as KLF transcription factor 1. The record is from RefSeq and is a predicted model, not a curated record. Bases 228 to 1223 code for a protein of 331 amino acids. Gene Ontology annotation, biological process: regulation of transcription by RNA polymerase II. Gene Ontology annotation, molecular function: RNA polymerase II cis-regulatory region sequence-specific DNA binding; DNA-binding transcription factor activity, RNA polymerase II-specific. NCBI's taxonomy places the organism in Eukaryota, Metazoa, Chordata, Amphibia, Anura, Pelobatidae. The transcript has 4 exons.
UCAAAAAUUCUUAAAUUCCUCUAAAGCUAUACUGUGUUUUCUGGCCAGAUAAUACUGACCUCAAGACAAUGAUGUGGUUUACAAGGGGAAACGUAGUAAAUGGCCUUACAGGCUGUCAGCAUAACUAGUGGACUGGACUUUAUUACUUUUGUUUUUUGAUUUGGAAAUCAAUUUGCUCAGGAACAAUAGAUUGCAGAUUCUUGUGUAUAUAUAUACAGAGAUACGGUAUGUACCCAGAGCUGUGUACAGUUACUGCCACAAUGGCUCUAGCAUCCUGCGACUAUCAAGGAUACACACAGUAUGAUUUCCAACAGCAGUAUGGACAUCAUGGGGUGUCACAAACAGACCUUGUUGAGGCAUCAGUUUUGGAAGAUGUACAUUGUCCACCCAUGGCUAACUGUGGACAUCACGUACAAGACGAAGACUUUAACUGGGACAUUGAUUUCCUCAACUCAAACUUCCCCGAAUUUCUGGCAAGUACCAGUGCAACGAUGCCAGUGCCCGUCACUGCAUAUCAAGAACAGCCCACCAUAGCCACACGUCCUUCUGAGAGAUUUAAUUACUUCCAUUACCACUAUAGUGAAGAUCUAUCCAUAGGAUAUCCAUUUGGAAAAUAUUCAAGCCAAAUGGGCAGUAAUAAUCUGGCUGAACACUCUGUGAUAAUGAGUGACAAAAACAUAUCUCCAAAUCACGAGCAAGCAAGCCGUGGUGCAGACGAUACAAAUGAGCAGAUCCAAGUUUUGAGUUGGCCUUACACUAAAUGUAGUUUUCCAGGUAUGGCCAGUCAAGACAAUUUUACUGCAAACCUUGAGCCAAUCUUACAAAGGACAAUGGCCCCACAUGUGUCCAAUCAGACACCAAAGGCUCUCUCAUCAAACACAAAAAUAUGUUCAAAACGCUCUGACCUCCUAAAGGGAAAAAACCCUGCGGUAAAACGUCGGUCAACUAAAGGACCGACUAUUUAUACCUGUGAAUAUGUGAAUUGUAGCCGGGUUUACACAAAGAGUUCACACUUUAAAGCACAUCUUCGCUCACACACAGGUGAGAAGCCAUAUGUAUGUGACUGGCCAGGCUGUGAAUGGAAAUUUUCACGUUCUGAUGAGCUCACUCGCCAUUUCAGAAAACACACCGGUCAACGUCCUUUCCAAUGCCACAACUGUCAAAGAACCUUUGCCCGAUCUGACCACCUGGCUCUGCAUUUGAAACGUCAUCAAAAUCCUUGAUAAUCCAGUUCCAAUUAAUAAAUGGAACUGUUUUCAAGAAAUGGGUUCAAAACUGUAGUAUACAGUGGAUUUGAAGCCGAGAUGUUGCCUGACCACAACGAGACUGCAGAUUUUAGAAGCCGUAUGGUUCAGUAUACGCAAUCAGUGUGGAAAAGCUAAACAAAAAAAGUUGAAACUAUUUCUGCUCAUAAGGUUGGGUUUCUGGCCACUCCGCUCCUCCAGUUUUGUGACAUGUUUUAAUGAGCUAAUAUGUUGUAUAUAUAGUCUAUAUGGGUAUCUGGUCUGGUCAGGCUCUUAUUACCACAGGAAAACACAGUGAAUUUAGUUUACUGUAGAGAGGCACUUUCUGGGUUUGACAUUCCUAAUGGAAGGAGAUGUAGGUUAGGUAUCUUUGACCUGUGAAGCUAAUGGGCUAAGGAAUAGGUGGGAAGGAUUACUGUUUAAUAUUAUUUUUCCCUCUCUUUAUUUCUUUCUCCUUCUCUCUCUUUCUCCUGACCUUUCAGACAGAAGUUCAGCUCAGUGCAGAUCCUGGUAGCGUAGGUAAAUAAUAUUAAUGUAUUCAGUCAAGCUAUGCAUGCUGUGUACACCAAGUCACGUGGA